AAUCACAUAAACGUCAAAUGUCACUCAUUAACUUCACAACUUUUUAGAGUAAAAACAUAAAACAUAACCUAAAUGAUUUGACGAUGGCUAUGUUUAGGGCUUUAGGAAGAAAUAUUCCUUACUUAAAACAACAAUUCAGUGCACUUUUAGGCAAUACCAGCACUUCUGUGAAAUUUAUAUGCGGAGUUGUACUGUUUAGUUAUGGUUUAUCGUUUUCGGAGGAAGCUAUCAGAGUCAUAUCUGUUACCCCUGGGUAUUUAAUGCCACCAUCAUUUUGGCUAUGGACAGCGUUCACGUUUUGUUUUAUGGAAAUACACUUUUGGGAAGUGCUUGUGGACAUUGUAACAGUGGGUCUAUGUGGGAAAUUGAUUGAACCUUUAUGGGGACAAAUGGAGAUUAUGACUUUUUUCGCUAUUGUAAACUUCGGAGUUGCUGUAAUUACAACAGCAUUCUACUUUAUUCUAUAUUGCUGCACUUUUAAUACCGAAUUCUUAUUUAGUGUACAUAUACAUGGAUUGGCGGGAUAUAUUGCUGGAGUUUGUGUUACCGUUAAACAAAUUAUGCCUGACUUAGUUAUUAUUAAAACUCCUUUAGGGAAACUUAGCAAUAGAAAUAUACCUUUAACAGUAUUUUUUCUAUCGAUUGUUGUGAAGUUAAUAGGAGUUGUUGAUGGUACAUAUCCGACAAUGUUCUUUAGUGGAAUGAUCGUUAGUUGGGUAUAUUUACGAUUUUACCAAAAACAUUCGAAUGGUACUAGAGGAGAUAUGGCGGAUUAUUUCACUUUUGCUAGCUUCUUUCCAAAUGUAAUUCAACCACCAAUUGCUGUUUUAAGUAACGUAAUUCAUACUGGGUUGGUUAAAAUUGGAAUAUGCAGAAAGGUCAUUAGAAAAUUCGAUAUGUCUAAUCCAACAGGUGUUACAGUAACAGUCCCACUAGCAGAUCAACACGAUAUGGAAAGAAGAAGACAAAUAGCUUUGAAAGCUUUGAGCGAAAGGUUAUCAAAGUCUUACAGUGACAAACAGCCUUUCAUACCACCAAAACAGAGUCCAAAAACAAUCCUACCACUUCAUACACCCUCGACAUCGAAACAAGGGCAACAAAGUAUGAAUGUUACACCCCAAGCACAAUCAAGUACAAGUCCUUCCACUAACAAUUCCCAAAUAUCCGAUCAGUAACAUUAUCUUCUGAAGAGGAAUUAUGUUUAUUAAUAAAAAUUUACAGAUUUCACUGGAAGAUGAAAAAAGUAAACAAAUUGCCGUUUGGGCACAAAAAGCUCAAUCAACUGAAAUAUUUAUAACAUUGAGUAUCAAUUAAAAGAAAUUGCCAAAUUAUUGUGGAAAAUAGUAAAAAAAGAAAACUAAAUAUGUACCAACAGUUUGGUUACUAACCUGUAGAUAUUAAAAUGGGAACGUUACUUUAAGCUUAAGCCCCUAUCAAAGCUUUUUUUAUUAACUCCAAAAUUUUUUGAAAAUGGUAAACAAACCUCCUAAAUGAGUACUUGGACUUGGUUGGGGGCCUCUACUCGGUCUAGCUCAUGUAGGGGAACUCAUUUUUAUUUGCUUUAUUCAAAAGUGGCCAAAUUGCACCUGGGCCCUAAUUAGGCGUGGUGAACAAUGCCUGUGGGAAACCUGACAAAAUUCCAAAUGCCCUAUAAGAGCAGGGAUGAUUACAAAUCCUUCUCUUCUUCACGAGGGCUUUGAGCUAACAGGGACCCACUACCCCCAAAGCAUUGACUUCUACUCUGACUGAUGCUUUUGACACAGGAACAUCAGUGAUGCAGAGAAAAAAAAGGGAAGGGGAAGACCAAUGCUGCCGUGACAGUCCAGGAUGCUAAGGCUGCCUCGACUCCAAACUAUCCUUCCCCCAGGGCUUCAAACUCGGAGGUCCUGGUUCUACACUCAUCAAACAAACUGAAUCUGUAAAAUCGUAGGGACAAAUGGAAUCUGCUGUUUCACGUAAAAACAGCUAUUGGAUUUAAUUGAGGUGGUGACUUAGACCAUCAUGGGGUCUCAAUUCUGCAGUGCAGUCUCUCCAUCUUUUGCUGGUUAGAAAUAAUUACUAAUUUUUUAAAAGGUUUAAGCUAAAGGACAUCAAUCUUUGCUAGUUUCAAGUAAGGUCCAUGUGGAAAAAAAGGAAUCAAAAUAUACUGUUUGAGAACCAGAUAGUGUUAAGGAAUCAAUUCCAAUGUAGUAUUAAAAAAAAUGGUUAGAUUACUAUUGGGACAACACAGUAGGAUGGGCUAAAACUAAGAAAAACACUUCUGGGAAACUAGAAGAGAUAGGAUCCUGUGGAGUUAGAUGUAAUCGUAGAUGAAGGUAUUAGGCAAAUUAUGGUACCCACCUCAGUAUUUACAACAUAAUAAAUCACACUUUUAUAGUUUUAAAAGUAACUGUUCUAAAAUCGUGAUUUAGGACUGUAGGUUCUUCCAUAUUCAUUAUUAUAGUUUUUUCUUUCCCCAUCAUUUAUUGUCUCUUCAUCUUCUCUUUGUUGCAAAUAUUUUUAUUUCAUAGAUACUUACAGUGAACAUAAUGGAUUGAGAAAUAGAUCAUAGAACUAGUAACAUAGAUAUUUUAUUGUAAAUUGCACAUAUUAAAUAAUAUACGUCUAUAUAAAAGUUACAAAAUCAGUUCAAUGAGCAUAUUAAGACAACAAAAAAGUUAUUAUUUAGUAAUUACUAUAUAUAAAAAAAAUUACACUAUUUUGGCAGUGGAUAAAUAUCAAAUAAUUCAUAAAUAAAAUAAAAACCACUGUAGCUAACUACAUAGUUUAGUUGAUUUCUGUCAGAAAUCGUCAGUCUUGUAGUCAAUUUUCAAUUUAGUUGAAAAACUAAUAGUCUUAUGUUGACAUAAAUAAUUUUUUUCUCAAAGCACGAAGUACUUUCAUUCAUAUGAAAUUGUUUUAUAUCAACUUCAUAGCAAGAUCAACUUGUCUUUUUCUACAAAAACAAAUUUUUAUAACAAAAACUCGAAAUAAUAAAAAUUCUAACCAGAAAAGAAUGUAAUAUGCUGUAAAAUGGAACCUUUGUAUCAUGUAAUAUAUACUUCAAAAAGUAUUGAACAAAAA
Molecule: messenger RNA, 3063 nt
Organism: Diorhabda sublineata
Lineage: Eukaryota; Metazoa; Arthropoda; Insecta; Coleoptera; Chrysomelidae
Product: transmembrane protein 115
Exons: 4
Coding region: 84-1175 (363 amino acids)
Biological process (GO): retrograde vesicle-mediated transport, Golgi to endoplasmic reticulum
Cellular component (GO): membrane; Golgi apparatus
Source: RefSeq, a predicted model, not a curated record